ACUUUAACUGGCUUUGAAACUACAAAUGCAAAAAAAAAUCAUGAAAAAACAUCAAAUGCUGUAUGUCGGAUUCAAUAUUAUGAAUAAGGGAACCAAGUGGCUUGGUUCUUUGUUUCAAAAUUCAGAGACUGGUUUUGUAAUAUGCAUAACAGAACCAACCAACUUGAUUCUCUUUGUUGUGUAGUCUUCAUCUUGAUCAGCUGUUUUGCAUACAGGAACCAAGUUUGAAGUUAGAUAAACCUGCUUGCAAUACAAUAAUAAUAGAGUAACAUAAAUGAUUGUUUUAUGUCUGUAUUGUGUCUAAGUGUUACAAAAUGGAUAUAAAGAGAAGAACUUUGUUAAUUAUGGAAAUGGCAAAAGUUCAAACCCCUGAUUCUUCUGAACCAGAUCAUGAGCCUACGUUAUUGGAAACUGAUCAGGAGUCGACAAAUAUACAACAAGAGCAUAGCUAUGUCUGCAAUGAUAGUCCUAUAUCACAUAAACCUACACAGAAUGAAGGAGAAAACGGUGUAGAUCUCAAUGAAAUGUUGGAAAAUAACAUGCCUGAUUUGGAUACAAGCUACCUGGAUAUUUCAAAAAUGGAAAUUGUGUACGACUUUCCAAAUAUUUCAUUUGAUACCAGCAAAUCACAAGAACCUAGUCUAACAGAUUCAAUAUUAGAUGAUGGUGAUAGUGUUCAAUUAUCUGGUGCUAUUGAAAUUACAGAUAAUAUUGGAAGAAUGAUGGUAGAAAAUGGAACUAACCAUGCACCAGAUGAUCUUAACUCUUUUCAUAUUGUUCCUCAUCUGGAAAUGGAAGAGCAUGAGGUAAGAAAAAGGAAUACAAAUUUUAACAUACAUAAAUUCUUUUCAGGUCCGUAAAAAAUCUUCCAGUUAUCUGGUAGAGAUCUCUUAAUGUCUUAAAAUUAUUGAUCGUUUGUAACAUAUCUUUGCUCCGGCUCUUAGGCUAUGGUACUGUCAAUGUUGUAUUUUAUGAAUAGAUCAUAACCAGAAAAUCAGUCGGCUGUACUACUAACUCAACUAAAGAUUUUUAUUUUAAAGAUGUUAUGUCUAAAAUAAAUGGUUGAAAAUGAAUAUUUAUUAAAGUAUACUUUAUACCCAAGUAAUAUUUUUACUCAAGUUUUACUGAAAUGUGUUUAAAGAAAACUCAUUCAUUCUCCCAGCAUGUGAUUGAGCAUCCAAGUAAUUAAAUCCAUGAUCUCUUAAACUUAAGUCCAAGACACUAACCAUUAGACUAGCAAACUGCCUAUUAUGACCCUGAAGCUAAUAAUCUGUU
Messenger RNA from Homalodisca vitripennis (glassy-winged sharpshooter), 1275 nucleotides. RefSeq lists its product as uncharacterized. The coding region runs from base 315 to 860 and encodes 181 amino acids. NCBI's taxonomy places the organism in Eukaryota, Metazoa, Arthropoda, Insecta, Hemiptera, Cicadellidae. The transcript is spliced from 3 exons. The record is from RefSeq and is a predicted model, not a curated record.